UGUGCACAGCGGUGAACUUCCUCACCUGUCUCAUUUUACAAGCAUCGCGAUUGAAAGAGUUUCUUUUGAAAUGUUGAACUAAAGGACAAUAGAAAUCUGAAAAAGAAAAUAUGGCUGGAGCCGUGGACAAACAGGACCCAGAUUCAUUGGACUCCGAACCGGUUUUUGGAGGUCUAGGACGCUGUUCCUGUGCGUUUUGGCUCGCCGUUGCCUUUGACAUAUUCGGUUUGCUGAUUCUUAUGCUUGGAGUGUUUCUGGACAUAUUUUUCUACGAUUUUCUCAUUUAUGCUGGAGCGAUCAUUAUCUUCCUAAGUCUUAUAUGGUGGGUGUUUUGGUACACGGGAAACAUUGAGGUUCCACCGGCGGACCUGGAGGAUGACAUUGGUCUGUUGAAGAAGAAAGGGAUUGCUGGUGUGGUGAGGCGAUUCUCCAGUCGCCUGACUAAUGGCAUAAGUCAGUCUUUCAGAAGGAAAGGGGGGCCUCAGAGUCAAAGUGGAGCAUCUCGAAUGAAAAGUGGUCGCGCGGCUGGACAAGGCGCUCAGCAAGUUCCGGUGGCUGUUCCCAUGGGUUCUGAAGAAGAUGUACACACCGUGUCUGCAACUGUUGAGGGAGAGGUACCCGUGCCAGAAAAUACAACGGAAACAUCCGCUAUAUGAAGACUUCAACCAACUCAUUUAUGAGAUAAGACUGAAGAAGGCCCGUCAAAGGUUUUUGUUUACUUCAGGGACCUGACUUCUUACUUUUCUCUUGAAUUUUUAAUGAUGUUUACAAGAUUGUGACACCUUUCUCCUGCCCAGGGGAGGCUGGAAUCAAUUCUACUGCCUUAAUUCUUGGGAAAUGAACGUAGCCUACAAACAUAUGGGGACACUAAUAAUAAUAAUAAUAAUAAUAAUAAUAAUAAUAAUAGGCUAAUAAUAAUAAUAUAAUAAUAAAAGAAGAGGAAUCAGAAUUUCACUUUGUGUGUCCUGAAUGUGCCAUAAAGGAAUGGAUCUUUCCUGUGUACCUGCUGCAAGAAGCUGUAUUCCCUCCACACCUUGUGACCUUUGGUCAGGCGGGGGAUUUUACAGAGUACCUGCCGCUUCCUCUUAUCACUGUUUGUUUUCACUAUCUUCACCUGUACCUGAGAGCUCAUGUUUUUCUGUUAGAGCCAGUCAAGUGGGCCUACAGUUUUGAAUGUACAGAUUCAUAUUUUUUUGUUUUGUAAUAAAAUGUUUUUUUUAUUCA
This is a messenger RNA of Engraulis encrasicolus (European anchovy), 1224 nucleotides long. Its product is annotated as transmembrane protein 238-like. Bases 111 to 656 code for a protein of 181 amino acids. Lineage: Eukaryota; Metazoa; Chordata; Actinopteri; Clupeiformes; Engraulidae. The record is from RefSeq and is a predicted model, not a curated record. The transcript has 2 exons.